Molecule: messenger RNA, 1092 nt
Organism: Pieris macdunnoughi
Lineage: Eukaryota; Metazoa; Arthropoda; Insecta; Lepidoptera; Pieridae
Source: the annotation of a GenBank genome assembly
AUGGAUAUCCCGUUUCAAAUCGAAGAUGUCGAGAAAAAUCUCGCGAGUGAACUUAUGCAACAUUAUACAGGGGAGUUAUCGGGCUUUGUCCGAGUAGGACCAAAGGGCUAUUUUCUCCCUCAGAAGUACAAAGAUCAAGCAUCUGAUAUUUAUAAUAUUCCGAUAAGACCCGAUGAUGUAUUUGUGGUUACUUACCCAAGAUCAGGCACCACAUGGACGCAAGAACUCGUUUGGUUAGUAAAGAACGAUUUCGAUUUUGAAACAGCAAAAACUACGCCGAUUGCCGCUAGGUUCCCGUAUUUAGAAUUUUCCAUUCUGGUACAUCCGUUCUACGAACAAAUUAUGAGAGAUGAAAAUAAAAUGGACCCUCAACGCCUUAAGAUCAUUGAAACAGCAGUGUUGCCAAGUGCGGAGAAGGUGUCUAAAAUACCAUCACCGCGUUUCAUCAAGAGCCAUCUCCCAUUGUCUCUGCUACCACCUACCCUACUGGAUACGGCUAAGGUGGUGUACGUGGCCAGAGAUCCGAGAGACGCCGCGGUAUCGCAUUACCAUCUGAGUCGAUUGUAUCGUAUACAAGGCGCACCCAAGGAUUUUAAAACGUAUUGGAACUAUCUUAUAAGGGGCUUACAUCAUUUUUCACCAAUUUUGGAACACGUCAAAGAAGCGUGGAGUUUACGCAACCAUCCAAAUCUAUUUUUUGUUUUUUACGAAGAAUUGUCGAAGGAUUUGCCUUCAGUCAUUCGUCGGAUCUCACAGUUCUUGGGUAAAACACCGACAGAUGAACAAGUUGAAAAGCUAUGUGAACAUCUGAGUUUUAACAAUUUUAAAGACAACUCGGCCGUUAACGAGAUGCUUCUGGGGAAAAUUGAUUUUCUUAAUAAGGGUGAAGCUCCUUUUAUACGCAAAGGAAAAGUUGGUGGUUGGAGGGAUUACUUCGACGACGAAAUGAUGCAGCAAGCUGACAGGUGGCUGCUGGAGAAUCUCACAGAUACGGACCUCAGAUUCCCAUCAUGGGAUCUACCACAAAUUGAUGGAAAGGGCAAUAAUCCUAUCAACGUUGAAUAUAUAAGGGCCACCCAAGGACGCACUUAA